AUGUCUUCUUCCAACAGCUCAACCUGCGUAAAUGAAAUUAAUGUUGCGGUGAAACUAUUCAAUGAUCGUCUUAAGUUGCUUGUGGAUGAGCUCAAUACGGAGCUAACUGGUGCUAAAUUCAUCUACAUCGACAGCUACACCGCGCAACCAGGAGACCCAACAACAAUUGGAUUGCAAAUUUUCAACAGACCAUGCUGCAAAGUUUCAGAUAUUGCACAGUGCAUUCCUGGAGAAGCACCCUGCAGCUUUAUCUUUAGGCCUUUAUAUCUAUUUUGGGAUGCUUUCCAUCCUUCCCAGACUCUGAACUUCAACGUUGGAGUAAUAUCUUACGCCAAAAUAGUGGCAUCCUAUCUCUUUAAUUCUACCCAUUCCAUUCUCUAA
Oldenlandia corymbosa var. corymbosa is the source of this 381-nucleotide messenger RNA. Lineage: Eukaryota; Viridiplantae; Streptophyta; Magnoliopsida; Gentianales; Rubiaceae. The record is from the annotation of a GenBank genome assembly.